CCAUCAAUCAAUGCCGGCAGCCCUGUACGGUACCAGGUACUUGUACUGAUAGAUCAAAAAGCUGCGCAGUGUCGAGUCACAAAAUUGCGUUUGCAUCUCUCAUUCCUCUGUUUUUGCGAAAUUCGUUUCCAAGAAAGCCAAACCAAGCAAAGAAACAAAAGAGAACUCCCCACGCAAAGAAGUUCGUUCUCGUGAUGUUGUGUGGUCGUUCCCGGCAAAGCGAGCAUCGGUGCUAGCGGACACCCACACAAAAGACGCUGGACGAACGCAUAGUACCGUACUGUAACCAAGAGCGGCCGAAGCACGCGCCAUGGCGGAGGGCAGCAACAGCAGCGGGGUGGCCCAACGGGGRGCCGUUCCGRCAAGGGCCGGAAAGACCGAUACCGGAAGCCCCGCCGCGGGGGGGCCUCCCGCUUCGGCGGCCCUCGAGGAAAUCCGUGCCAGGCUGGAGCGGGCCCGCAGAAAGAAGAACGAAGCGGAACAGCGCCUGCGAGAGCAACGCAGGCAGCAAGAGCAGCAGCAGCAGCAGCAUCCAAAAGAGCAGCAGCAUCCAAAAGAGCAGCAGCAGCAGAAAGGAACCCCGCCGGAAUUUCCCGGAUCCAAACCCAUCUCUAGCCUCCCAGAUACCCGAGCAGAGAAAGCCCAGGAAGCAUCCGCGGCGGAGGUGGGGGGGACCCCCGCUCCCAGCAGCAGCAGCAGCAGCAACUCCGCGCGGGAAGCCCGGGCGGCCCUCGACCGGGCCCGUUCCAGGCUCGAGGGCGCCCGGAAAAACCGUGACCGCGCCAUUCGGAUGCAGCAGCAACAACAACAACAACAACAACAACAACAACAGAAGCAGCAGAAACUCCAGCAGGAGCUCCGGGCCCGGCGAGGUCCCGGGCCGACGUCCUGGAACCGGAGCAGGUGGACCGGGUGGAACAGCAACAGCAGCAACAACGCCAACCCCAACGCCAACAACACCGACGCCGGCAAUCCCCUCGCACCGGUCUCGGCCCUCGCCACCCCCCUCGUCAUUUCGGGGAUUUCUCGGCUGGGUCCCCCGAGGCUCGUCCGCCACCCCUUCUCCCGCUCUGGAAGGAACCACGCUGGGCACGGCGUUGACAACAGCAACGAUAGGGACAACGAGUCUCAGGGAUCUUCCUCUUCCUCGUCGUCGUGGUCCUACAUGGGGGGCCUGGCCAACCGCGAGCGGCUCGUAGAAAUCCUCGGGGGAAACGACGCGAUCGACGCUCUGCACCGCGGAGAAGAAGCACCCGAAGCGAGCCCCGGCGAGGACAGCAGCGGCAGCAGCAAUGAAUCCCAGGAAAACGCAUCKGGCCAAACCGGACAGAAAGCGGAAGAGGGAGGUCCUCGUCCUAGCCAGUCCCUGGCCGAGCGCAAACUCCAGCUCCAAAACGAGUUGAUGGCCCUGAAAGAAAAAUUGGAAAGAAAGUCCUCGCAGCUCCAGCAGCAACAACAGCAGCAGCAGCAGCAACAGCAACAAAUACGAUCGGAUAGCCACAACGACGCGGCCAACAUCCGCACCGAGGACCACAAGAAUGCAAAAAAGACCGAACGAAGCCUGACCAAGCAAGACCUGAAAAAACGCAAGGCGGAAGCCCAAACCGUCAUGGACAUUUCCUAUUGGAAACACUUUGUUUCCAAGCAGGGACACCUGCUGGAACAGGUCACCAGCAAGCUGCAGAGCAUGGACGAGAAUUUCUAUUCCUUUCCCAAACAAACCCCGGAGGCAACGCGGGCCGGGCGGGCAAAGACUCCCGAAGCGGCCGGGGGGAAUGCCAAAGGUAUUGCCACCUUUCAGGAUUGCCUCCGCGAGCGGCACUCUACCAACGUUGCGAUUGCGCGGGUCCAGGAAGACCUGGAAUCCCUCGAGGCGAGGCAACACGUGGUAGAAGGGGGCAUUUCCAUGGCCAUGGCGAACCUGCUGGAGGCCCGGCAGGCCCUGUACCAGGCAAAGCUGUCCGAGAGCCAAAAGGCGGGGUAUCUCCCCAGGAGAGUGGUCCGGGCGAACGAAGCCAUCAACAGCGAGGGAACGAAAUGAUUUCGUGAAACACCAAGCGAAUCCACCCGGAUUGGGUUGGCACCGCACGCGAGCUCGAUCGGGGCCGCCGAGCAGGUUGGCUUGGGCCGAGCAAGGAUCCCAGUGGGUCGGGCACGGUUUGAUCGAAAAAGCACCAGCGCGUCCGUCUUAGUGCCURCCAUUCCACAUUUGUAGCAAUCGACGAGACAAAUGUCCUAGUUUCACAACAACAGCGUCCGAAAGACGGCGAAUCCUACAAYCAUACCAACUACAGCGUUCUAACAUACAGCAACAC
Molecule: messenger RNA, 2315 nt
Organism: Pseudo-nitzschia multistriata
Lineage: Eukaryota; Bacillariophyta; Bacillariophyceae; Bacillariales; Bacillariaceae
Source: the annotation of a GenBank genome assembly